AUGACAGGGAAAAAGGAAAAGGCCAGUGAGAAAAGGGAAAAGAGACUCCAAGAGAUUUCCCUUCUUAGGACCAUUCCUUAUUCUGAUCAUCAAAGGUGGUGGUCAGAAGAAACAAUUGCUGUAGUAACGGGUGCAAAUAGAGGGAUUGGAUUUGAGAUUGCAAAACAACUAGCGGGGCAUGGAUUGACUGUAAUACUAACAUCAAGGGACACAAGUGUGGGCAUUGAAGCAGCCAAGGUGUUACAAGAAGGAGGUUUCAAUGUGGAUGUCCAUCAGCUCGACAUCUUGCACGAGGAAUCCAUCUCUGAAUUUACUAAAUGGAUAAAAGAAAAAUAUGAUGGCGUUGAUAUUCUGGUAAAUAACGCAGGUGUUAACUACAAUCUUGUGUCUGGAAAUUCAAUGGAGUACGCGAAGCAGAUGAUUGAGACCAAUUAUUUUGGCACCAAAAAUAUGAUUAAAGCAAUGAUUCCAUUGAUGAGACCUUCCGCUGCUGGGGCUCGUAUUGUUAAUGUUAGCUCACGCCUAGGUAAACUAAACGGCCGCCGCAGUAGGAUUGAAGAUGAAGCUUUGAGGGAAAAGCUAAGCAAUUUAGAAACUCUAUCUGAGGAUCUAAUUGACAACAUGGUGUCGACAUUUCUACAACAAGUUGAAGCUGAUACAUGGCAAUCAGGUGGAUGGCCUCAGAAAUUUACCGACUACGCUGUAUCUAAGCUUGCUGUUAAUCUUUACAGUAUGCUAAUGGCUAAACAACUCUCUGAACGACCAGAAGGUGAAAAGAUAUAUAUAAAUUGUUAUUGUCCGGGAUGGGUCAGAACUGCUAUGACAAGUUGGUCCGGCAAUGUCUCGGCAGAGCAUGCCGCGGAUACCGGCGUCUGGCUUGCUUUGCUUCCCAACGAGGCCGUCACAGGGAAACUUUUUGCUGAGAGACGGGAAUUGAAAGUGUGAGACAAUGAAAAAAAGGUUACAUAUUGUAGGGUUUGAAGAAGAUUUGUUGAGUUUAAAAAGUUUGUGAAAGCUUUUGCUUUUAUUCAUGGAAACUGGA
Messenger RNA from Gossypium raimondii (Peruvian cotton), 1042 nucleotides. RefSeq lists its product as uncharacterized. The transcript has 4 exons. Gene Ontology annotation, cellular component: membrane. NCBI's taxonomy places the organism in Eukaryota, Viridiplantae, Streptophyta, Magnoliopsida, Malvales, Malvaceae. The record is from RefSeq and is a predicted model, not a curated record. The coding region runs from base 1 to 945 and encodes 314 amino acids. Gene Ontology annotation, molecular function: oxidoreductase activity, acting on the CH-OH group of donors, NAD or NADP as acceptor.